Brugia pahangi is the source of this 1182-nucleotide messenger RNA. The record is from the annotation of a GenBank genome assembly. NCBI's taxonomy places the organism in Eukaryota, Metazoa, Nematoda, Chromadorea, Rhabditida, Onchocercidae.
AUGGAACGUCGAAAAUCACUUAUGGAGAAGUUGGAAAGAGCGAUGAUUGAUGCUGCUGUCGUUGAAGAUACACAAGGAGUAGAUGAUGCAGAGGAUGUUGUUUCCAACUAUUUUAUAAGUUUUUCCGAAAUCGUUCCCACACUGGACUGUGCUGUUUCUCUACUUCAGUUACUUUCCUGUGAUUUCAUUGAUGAACGACAGAAAUCCAAAGUUGCAAAAUCAGCACUUGCGUAUUUAAAAAGAGAAUGGUCUGAUGUAGAGGAAAGACCGGUGAAAGGUGCAAUAUUUAAUCAAGCGGUUGCAAAUAUUUUGAGAUUAUAUCUUUCAUUUCGGGAACAAACUGAGCGACUUUCUGCGAUUCAGUGGCUGUUAGCAAAUAAAGUAUCUGAGUUAGUUCCAGAAGAUGAGCGGCGACGAAGUAAAAUUUCAUCGUUAGAAUCAUGUCACGACAAGGAUUUGAAUGAUGAUGAAAGAUCUCUUUUUAUGUGUUUUAGCAAAACUACUUUUGCUUCCGUUUAUAAAGUUUUGUUCUGUUCACUGAAUGAAACUAUCAAAAAUGUUUUGUCAUUGCAAGCGAUUGAGAGGGGCAAAUUACAGCAUGAUGAAUGCCUUGCAUUUUGGAAGGUUGCCACUAGUAGUUUCUGUUUAUUAACUCUACUAAUUCGUGUCAAGGAGCUGCGGAAUGCUAGUGUAUUGUUAACUGCUGCACGUGAAGGACGGUCAUUUUUGCAGAGUUUUGUUGUCAAGAGUUCUUUUAUGUAUUUGCUAUCUGAUGAAUCCAGAUUUGCGAGAUAUGGUGCAGAAGCAACUGCCAUUCUUAAAACGGUACAGAUUGGUAAUCGUUCAUUACAGAAUAUGAGUGCUCAUGCAAAGAGUACCAAAUGCACAUCACUACUGAAGUUGUUACCUCAGCUGAGAGCAACAUCAGAGCAGUUUAUUAGAACAGUUCAUCAAUUGAUGAUUGGUGUCGACUGUGAUAGUGCAUUUCAAAUUGGACUGUUAAAGAGCAGGAAUUUAGAUGGUGAAGAACUGAAAGAAGUGGAAAUGGAAGUAGCAGAUUCUGGUGCUGAUGAUUCACAACAGGGUUCCGCAACUGGUGAAGAUGGGAACGGUGAUAUGGAACUUAUAGAGGAACAAAGCGAUACAGAUAUGGAUCUGAAUGAUGAUAGUCCAAUUUUUUAG